Molecule: messenger RNA, 6603 nt
Organism: Anolis carolinensis (green anole)
Lineage: Eukaryota; Metazoa; Chordata; Lepidosauria; Squamata; Anolidae
Gene: prkcg
Product: protein kinase C gamma
Exons: 18
Coding region: 524-2668 (714 amino acids)
Biological process (GO): intracellular signal transduction; peptidyl-serine phosphorylation
Molecular function (GO): ATP binding; zinc ion binding; diacylglycerol-dependent serine/threonine kinase activity
Source: RefSeq, a predicted model, not a curated record
CUCCUCCUCCUCCUCCUCCUCCUCCUCCUCUUCCUCCCCCUCCAAAUCUCCGCUCAGCCCAAGCCCACAACCUGUUUGUCGCUCUCGUUCCUUCCUCCGCGCUCUCAGCCCGCGAAGCUGCGGCUCAGCUCCCCACCUGCCUCUCCUCUCCUUUCCCUGCCAUCUGCUCUUUCCCUCUUCUCCUCACCUUCCUCGUUCGGUUCUUUCCCUCCUCCCUCCUCUCACCGCCGCCUCAUCCAUCUAUCCAUCCAUUCCAAUCCAUCCACACCUUGUUCUUCCUCCAUCUCCUCUGCCUUCCUCUUAAUCCUUUCCACUCCCAUCCACCUUUCUCUGGCUUCCUUCUCCCAUCCGUCCCUCUCUCUUUUUUCCCACCUGCCUUCCAUCCAUCCAUCCAUUCCUCACCCUUUCCUUCUCUUUGACCACUCUUUCCUCCCUCCUCUUCCCAUCCCUUCCUCCCUCUGAAUCCCGCUUCUUGGUUUCCUUUCCUGGGCCUUUGGGGCACUUGGGCGCCUCCACCACCACCAUGGCUCUGCUGAGCUCCCCGACUGAGACCGAGUGCUUGACCAAGCCGCUCUUCUGCCGGAAGGGGGCCCUGCGCCAGAAGGUCAUCCACGAGGUGAAGAGCCACAAAUUCACCGCCCGCUUCUUCAAGCAGCCCACCUUCUGCAGCCACUGCACGGACUUCAUCUGGGGGAUUGGAAAGCAGGGGCUGCAAUGCUUAGUGUGCAGCUUUGUUGUUCACAAGAGAUGCCACGAAUUUGUCACUUUCGAGUGUCCUGGAGCUGGGAAAGGACCCCAGACAGAUGAUCCUCGAAGCAAGCAUAAGUUCAAAUCCCACAGCUACAGCAGCCCAACCUUCUGCGAUCACUGUGGCUCUCUUCUUUAUGGGCUGGUCCACCAGGGAAUGAAAUGCACCUGUUGUGAAAUGAAUGUGCACAAACGUUGCGUCCAUUGUGUGCCGAGUUUGUGUGGGGUGGACCACACAGAACGCCGGGGGCGCCUGAAACUCAGCAUCGAGACAUUUGGGAGCGAUGAGAUCCGUGUGACCGUUUUGGAAGCACUGAACUUGAUCCCAAUGGAUCCCAAUGGGCUCUCGGAUCCCUAUGUGAAAAUCAAGCUCAUUCCCGACCCUAAAAACCAGACGAAGCAAAAGACCCGGACAGUGAGAUCCACACUCAAUCCAGUAUGGAAUGAAACCUUCAUUUUCACCCUGCAGCCAGGUGACAUGGAACGGCGGCUCUCCAUUGAGGUGUGGGACUGGGACCGGACAACCCGCAAUGAUUUCAUGGGAGCCAUGUCCUUUGGGGUCUCAGAGCUUUUCAAGGGCCCGUUGGAAGGCUGGUACAAAUUGCUCAAUCAGGAGGAGGGCGAAUAUUAUAGUGUCCCUGUGGCUGAUGCAGAAAACUGUGGGCUGCUGCAGAAAUUUGAGGCCUGCAACUUCCCUCUGGAGCUCUAUGAGAAGGUUCGGCAUGGCCCCAUCCAGUCUCCAUCUCCAAGCCCUACAGAUUCCAAGCGUGGCGGAUUCUUUGGUACCAACCGCUUCCACAUCUCUGACUUCAACUUUCUUAUGGUGCUGGGCAAAGGCAGCUUUGGCAAGGUGAUGCUGGCAGAGCGCCGUGGAACAGAUGAGCUGUAUGCCAUUAAAAUCCUCAAGAAAGAUGUGAUCAUCCAAGAUGACGAUGUGGAAUGCACCAUGGUGGAAAAGCGAGUCUUGGCAAUGGGGGAACGCCCCCACUUCCUGACCCAACUGCACUCUACCUUCCAAACUGCGGAUCGGCUCUAUUUUGUAAUGGAGUAUGUCAAUGGAGGAGACCUGAUGUAUCACAUCCAGCAGGUUGGGAAAUUCAAGGAACCGCAUGCUAUGUUUUAUGCUGCAGAAAUCGCAAUCGGUCUCUUCUUUUUACAUAACAAAGGAAUUAUAUACAGGGAUUUGAAGCUGGAUAAUGUAAUGUUGGAUGCUGAUGGUCACAUUAAGAUUACAGACUUUGGGAUGUGCAAAGAAAACAUUUUCCCCGGCAUCACCACCCGGACUUUUUGCGGAACGCCUGACUACAUCGCUCCAGAGAUUAUCGCCUAUCAGCCGUAUGGGAAGUCUGUGGACUGGUGGUCAUUCGGUGUCCUUCUGUAUGAAAUGUUAGCUGGGCAGCCACCCUUUGAUGGAGAAGAUGAAGAUGAACUCUUCCAGUCCAUUAUGGAGCACACUGUCUCCUAUCCCAAAUCACUUUCGCGGGAGGCUGUCUCUAUCUGCAAAGGGUUCUUGACCAAACACCCACUGAAGCGCCUGGGCUCGGGGCCAGAAGGGGAGCGGGAUAUUCGGGAGCAUGCCUUUUUCCGUUGGAUGGACUGGGAGCGACUGGAACAGCUAGAAAUUGCUCCACCUUUCAUCCCCAGGCCAUGUGGCCGGAGUGGUGAAAACUUUGACAAAUUUUUCACACGGGCACCCCCUGCCCUGACACCCCCCGACCAGUUGGUCAUGGCAAGCCUUGACCAGAGCGAAUUCCAAGGGUUCACCUUCAUCAACCCCGAUUUUGUGCACCCUUCCACCUUGCGGCGUGGCAGCUUGUCCCCAACCGCGUUGCCCAUCUCCCCGACGGGGUUGCCCCUCUCCCCGACGGGGUUGCCCCUCUCCCCGACAGGCAUCCUGCCCUCCCCGACUUCCCUAGUGUGAGAAUGGAUCCUCUUGGUACCCUGGGAUACUCAACAUCCCUCAGUCAAGCCUUGCCUGUAGAACUCUGCUCCCAAGAGCAUGACUCCAGCUUGAAGCCCAGCCCUAACCCUGAGCUUAUACAACCUCUCAUCCAUUUGCAUUCUGUUGAUUGCCUCUUCUGGUGUGUUGCUUCCUUCCUCCUUUACCUCCCUUAGGUGAAUCCAAACUGGUGAGGUUAAGAAUGAAAGCACACACACACACACACACACAUACAGUCACUAUAUAUGUAUUUCUAGAGAAAUAAAGGUCAGCAUUCACUUGGGGACUUAAGUCUUUGUAAGUGGACUUGGGUCUGCAGGAAAUAGAAUUGAGCCGUUUCGCAGUGUCCGUACUCAGCAAGGGGUUGCCCUUAUGCAAUUUUGCUGGUGAGCCAAGCAAAAUGAAUGAAGACCAUUGCAUCAGGACCAAUGUGCAUCUGGACCAAUGCACAAUUGGUCCCAAUGCACAAUGGUGGAGAUUGGGACACUCUUGCCAAUGUCCUUUCAUGUAUCUUCACAAUUCACACCAGAGUUCCUUCGCAUCUCAGCUAUAUAGCUAAGUAUGUGAAAAGGCACUCAGUGUAGACCAUGAUAUAAUAUUCUGGCCAGUUACAGAAGUCCUUCCUAAGUUUCAGUGGAACCUUUUGAACAUCCCAAAGUUUCACUGAUGUUGUGUUAUCUCAAAUGCUGCGUAGCAUUCGUGUGUAAAUAUUCUGCAGUAACAUCAGUGCUCGCACCACAAAGGUAACCCACAACCCUGGUCUGUGAAGGUUUUCCCUGAAUGCCCCUUUUUAAAUGGCUAAAAACAAUAAAGACAAUAGUUUUGCUAAAAUCUAGAUUUAAAGGAACAGACAGAGCUAUAUUUGCUUUUUUUAAAAGAAGUGACAGGUAAAAUGGAUGAAAUCUGACAAGGGGUCACUCAGGACCUGGGCUUUGGCCUCAUUCCAAGGUUUUCCCCAAGGUUGUCUUUGGAAAAUGAAAUGAAUCGUGACCGUACUUCCAUGAAGUUGUGUCUUCACAACUGAGAUCCAACUCUGCAGCAGUCACUUAACUCUUCCUUUCAGAGGCCACGCCAUUUGGGAUUCUGUGAUUCCUUCUUUGACAGAGUGUCAUUUCUUCAGUAAGGGAUACAAUUAAAUUAGCAGAGUGCGGGCUUAACAAAUAAUCAAAAGACGAUCAAUGAUCACGCAUGCAGGUCUGUGAAUUAUUGUGUCAUUAAUCUAUAUCAUAAAGGAUGGAGGUCCGAGGUCAGUAUUUAGCUAACUGAACACCUCACAUGCCACACCAGCCUAGAAGUGCCCAAAUUUUCAUUCUAGUUUUUCAAAAAAAAAAAAAAAAAACAAGUGAAGAGAAUGUAUUAUUGCAUGUCAAAACAAAGCGCAGGGGGGCUACACAUUGUUUUAAAGCAAGAUCACAAAUCUUCAACAUUUUUACCCGUGGUGAUGGUCCACACUGAAGCGGUAUAGGAACCUCCUGUUUUGGUGUUCUUUGUCUUAGUUGCACAUAACCACCUUUCCCGAUGAGGUCCUCUCCUUGCAUGUUGGACUACAACCCCCAGUAUUCCCUGCCAGCAUGGUCAUCGGAGGGCACCUCUUCGUAGAAGAGUAGUGUCUGCGUAGGAUGAACCUUUCUUCAUAGGUUUUAUUAAAAUAUUCAGGGGUGAACUUUUGUAUGUUAAGUUAUAAUGAUUUUGUGUUCCCGUGAGGUCAACCUUUAAUUGGGAAAGUAUCAGGAAUCAACACUUCCCCACUUUCUCAAUCAAAUUAUCAUCCCAGUCGCUUCCUCUUACCUCUUCAGCGGUCUUUCCUUGUCCCGUUCCCAAAUAUGAAUCCUAAAUGUCCCAUCCAUGGUACUGUUUCAAGCCUCGUCUGCUACAGUGUAAUGACGUAAUCUCAAACUAGAUAUCUCUAACAAAGUAUCAGUCCCUAAUUCCUCCCCGUAAGGAUGCCUGACUCCUGUGAAAUCCCAUUCAACCCUUUCCUCGGCCCGUCCUCCUGGCUCUGGCUCCUCGCUCUGUGUGGCACAGUCCUCACCUUUUUGGGUCCGGCUGCCUCAGCCCCACUCAUUGACGCCUUUGCCUCGCUUCCUCAAACAUAGCUGCCCCCGUCAUCCGCUCAGCUGCUAAAAAACCCAAACUUUGCUAGGAAGUGAUGACAGCGACGGAGGUGGCGCUAGACUCCGAGGAGAAAAUAUUUCCCUUCUUCCAUUAACACAGCAUGUCCAAAUGCAAACUUUUUCUUAUAUUUGGUGCAUGGACUAUUAUAUGAAUACUAUACAUAUAUUUAUUUAUUGCGACGUACGUAUCUUCUGGAUUUUUGUCCUGCUAAGAUGGGCACCCAGCUGUCUACAUUUCUUCUCCCAAGCUGUACCUGUCAAGUUUCUUUCCAUGUUUAAAAUGAAGGUGUGGGCAACUCACGAUGGCACUUUCACCCCAAUUCCUGCAUUCUCCAGAACUGCCCACCCCGAUUGUAAUCCAUAAACUCAGACAUGGUUUUUCACUUUACUGUUUGAUGUGGGAAAGGCGUUCUGUCCAUUUUGAGCAGUGAAGGCAAGAAACAUCUUAUAACGUGAUCAAAACCUACCAGGAACAAAAAGUUGUCCCGAUGUGGCCAAUAUCAUUAUGUUGGCCAUGCUAAUUUAUUAUUUUAAAAAUACUAAGUCAUUGAGCUUGGUAUAACUCAAAGCUAAGCUGCAACGAGUCUUGGAUUUGGGGUAUAAAUAAAGUUAAUGAUAAGAUAGUAAUGUUGAUAAAACUUUCCAGGGAAAUUUUAGCUGUUGGGGGAAAAAAAGGAAUUGACUGAUAAUUGAGGCAGGAGGUUGAGAAGAGGAAGAAUCAGUCUGCUGGAAGAAUUUUUUGUUAGUUUGUGAAAAAGGAAGAUCUUGAUGUGUCUGGAUUGGUAGUCCCUCUUUGCGCCUUCUCAUCUUGAGGCUGAGGCUGGAUCUACACUGCCAAAUAAUGCGGUUUAAACUGGAUUAUAUGACAAGUGUCGACCAGGCAUGGGCAAACUUGGUCCCUCCAGGUGUUUUGGACUUCAACUCCCACAAUUCCUGUGGGAGUUGAAGUCCAAAACACCUGGAGGGACCAAGUUUGCCCAUGCCUGGUAUAGACUCAUAAUGCAGUUCAGUGGAAUUCAAUCUCCAAUAUAUGGGUUUCCAUUGAGCAUAUAAUGCAGUUCAAUCUGCAUUAUUUAGUAGUGUAGAUCCAGCCUGAAUUAAACCUUUGAUUCUGCACGAGAAACCAUGUUAUUCAGCCAGCUAUAUCUCCUCUAUGUGUCCUUUGUGUCUCUUGAUACAGCUAGCUGUAAAGUAUGGAUAGCAUGGCCAGGAAACUCCUAUACAUUUGGUCUGCCUGACCAAGGACUCCAAAGCUGGAGACGAUAAUGGAUAGUGGUUAGAUACAGCUCCAAAAGCACAGAGUCCCACCAGCCACUCAGGCUUGUAGUAUAGCAGGAGGAAAGGGCCUCAAACCCUAUGUAACUUUGGGCCUCCAUGGAGGGGAAGGGGACACAAUCAAAACUCUUGGACAGAGCUUGGAAAAGUUAAUGGUCUUCUUGGCAGAAUAUUGAGAAUUGUAAACCCACCCACUCCAAAAAAGGUCAUUAUUCGAACUUAGCUCCUGUAUUCAUGAACGCUGAUCAGUGUUAUUACAAAGACCAGAAAAGUGCCAGGAUGUUUUCCCAUCUGAAGACAUUGCUGUUGGAUUGUCUUCCCUGUGAUCUUCCCAGUCCUUGCAGCACAUGGGUCUUCCAUCAGUUUCCUGCCUCAGUCUUUUCUCUUUGCAAACUCCCCCCAUCACAGCUUGGGAAUAACAGACGUCUCCCACAUCCACUUCUCCCCUUUGGUUUGUGGUUCCCUGUAGCCAGUACCAUAGACUGAUCCACCUAUGCAUUUCAGUAUAAAAUAUAUUUAUCAAACCUA